UGACUUUUCGAAUCAGAUGGUCCUCGUCGCGUCGCCUUUUCUCUUUGCUUCUCUCUCAUACUCACUCUCUUUUUUUUCUUUUCUUUCUUUCUUCAUCCUUCAGAGUCCAUUUUCCAUUCUCCUCAUUCCUUCAGAAUUAGGCAUCUUGCCAUGGAGGCCUACAUUACCCUCCUCACCAAUAAUAACUACGCUAGUGGCGCACUUGUGCUCGGUCACUCGCUCCGUGCGGCCCAUACUACCAAGAAGCUUGCCAUUCUCAUUACAGCUAAUGUCUCACGCCCCAUUCGUGACCGGAUCGCACAAGUCUACGAUGCUGUCAUCGAGAUUGGUGAGAUCGAUUCUCAUUCCACAAAGAAUCUACAAUUACUUGGAAGACCCGAACUAGGCAUCACAUUGACAAAAAUUCAUGUCUUCAACCAAACCCAGUACUCAAAGGUCAUUUUCCUGGAUGCUGAUACGCUCGUGAUGCGAAACAUUGAUGAGCUCUUUGACUCUGCAGCCAACGGCGCAUUGGACGACCCAGACCGCAACACACGCUUCGCAGCGGCUCCCGAUGCAGGGUGGCCCGAUUGCUUCAAUUCUGGAGUGUUUGUUUGUCGACCCAAGUAUGAAGAUUACAAGGGGUUGAUUGAGGUGGCAGAACAACAGGGCACCUUUGAUGGUGGUGAUCAAGGUUUGCUUAAUAGCUACUUUGAUGGCUGGUCUAGAGGCGACGUCAGUAACCGCCUUCCUUUCAUCUACAAUACAACGCCUACUUCUGUUUACAGCUAUGCUCCUGCAUUCCAACAAUACAAGGAUAAACUAGCGGUCAUUCACUUUGUGGGCACUUUCAAACCAUGGCAGUGGCUCCGCUUUGCUGAUGGAACAGUCUUCCCACGGAACACCUCUUCUACAGAUUCGAUAUCGCUUGUUCAGCAAUGGUGGAAUGUCUUUGACCAGUAUGUUGGAGGCAAGUGAUGAUAUUCUUGAUACCAUUUCUGGGCUCUCAUUCUUUGAAGCAAUCCUCGGAAAGGAUGGGGAUGGCCUGAGCUCUUUUCUGAGAGGGGAUGUUUGUGCUUUGUACUCUCUGAAAUUUCUUUAUCUAUUUGGCGGACUACAAAUUGUCGGAUGUAUGCAGGAACAAACAAAGAUAAAAAAGAAAUGGAGGGAAUCCA
Messenger RNA from Lobosporangium transversale, 1154 nucleotides. Its product is annotated as nucleotide-diphospho-sugar transferase. The record is from RefSeq and is a predicted model, not a curated record. Gene Ontology annotation, molecular function: glycosyltransferase activity. The transcript has 4 exons. Gene Ontology annotation, cellular component: cytoplasm. The coding region runs from base 151 to 957 and encodes 268 amino acids. NCBI's taxonomy places the organism in Eukaryota, Fungi, Mortierellomycota, Mortierellomycetes, Mortierellales, Mortierellaceae.